This is a messenger RNA of Pelobates fuscus (common spadefoot toad), 1821 nucleotides long. RefSeq names its product alanine--glyoxylate aminotransferase 2 (gene AGXT2). NCBI's taxonomy places the organism in Eukaryota, Metazoa, Chordata, Amphibia, Anura, Pelobatidae. The transcript is spliced from 14 exons. Gene Ontology annotation, cellular component: mitochondrion. Gene Ontology annotation, biological process: glyoxylate catabolic process. The record is from RefSeq and is a predicted model, not a curated record. Gene Ontology annotation, molecular function: L-alanine:glyoxylate transaminase activity; pyridoxal phosphate binding. The coding region runs from base 73 to 1608 and encodes 511 amino acids.
CCAAUCCCAGCUGUGUGUGUGUCUGAAAAAAAGCACAGCUUGACUUCCUCGCACAUUCCUCUACUCUAUAGAAUGAGGCUUGCUGAAACCAUGAGGACAACUUUAGGAAUUGGAGGAAUUGGUUACUUAAACCUGCUAAAAUGUGAACAGGCUGCACGCCUCGCUGGAGUGUCUUGCAGACAGUUGUCAAGCAAUGGGCACCCGAAAAUGCCCCCGUGCAGCUUCCAGCCUGAAAAGUAUGAGUCACUACCAUAUGAACGUAUUGUAGAUAUCCGCCAGAACAACGUGUCUCCUGCAUUAAAAACAUAUUAUCAGAAACCUCUCCUAUUGCAUCAGGGUCACAUGCAAUGGGUCUUUGAUUCUGAAGGCCACCGCUACCUUGAUUUAUUUGCAGGAAUUGUGACCGUUAGUGUGGGCCAUUGUCACCCGAAAGUCACAGAAGCAGCUCGAAAGCAGAUGGACCGUCUGUGGCACACAACCAAUAUCUACUUACAUUCCCCAAUCCACGAAUAUGCUGAGAAACUGACAAGUCGGUUACCGGGGAAACUAAAGGUGCUGUAUGUGACGAACAGUGGAUCAGAAGCUAAUGACAUGGCAUUGCAUAUGGCAAGGCUGCACACUGGCAAUUUUGAUCUAGUUGGCCUCAGGACUGGUUACCAUGGAGCAAGUCCUUACACUCUGGGAAUGACCGCAUUUGCAGCUUACAAAGGAGGAGUUGCCAAUGGGUUUGGCUGCUACUCGACAAUGUGUCCAGAUGUAUUUCGUGGUAUCUGGGGAGGAAGCCGUUGCAGGGAUUCUCCAGUACAAACAAUUCGGAAUUGCAGUUGCCCUCUCGGUUGUUGUGAAGCCAAAGAUAAAUAUAUUGAACAAUUUAAGGAAACUUUAAAUACUUGCACAUCAAAGAAAAUAGCUGCUUUUAUUGCUGAACCAAUCCAGGGUGUUGGAGGAGCAGUUCAGUAUCCCAAAGGUUUUCUAAAAGAAGCUUAUGAGCUCAUACGAGAGAAAGGAGGGCUAUGCAUUGCAGAUGAGGUCCAAACUGGCUUUGGGAGAACAGGAAGUCAUUACUGGGGUUUUGAGACUCAUGAUGUAAUACCAGAUAUUGUAACAAUGGCAAAAGGAAUUGGUAAUGGAUUUCCAAUGGCGGCUGUGGUAACAACUCCAGAGAUUGCCAAUUCCUAUGCCCAGGCUUUGCAUUUCAAUACAUUUGGAGGAAAUCCUGUUGCUUGUGCAGUGGGCUCAGCCGUACUAGAUGUCAUUGAGGAGGAAGGUUUGCAAAAUAACUGUAAAGUUGUUGGAACCUACUUGCUGCAAAAGCUUGAAAAACUCCGGGAUAGUUUUGAAAUUGUUGGAGAUGUCCGUGGCAAAGGACUUAUGGUGGGAAUCGAAAUGGUCCAAGAUAAGAAAACACUUCAGCCUCUCCCUUUGGACCAGAUGAACCUCAUCUGGGAAGACUGCAGAGAGAUGGGGCUACUAAUUGGAAAGGGUGGACUAUAUAACCAGACAUUUCGUGUGAAGCCUCCCAUGUGCAUCACUAAGGAAGAUGUCGAUUUUGCUGUAGAUGUUCUGCAGGUGGCAUUAACAAAGCAUAUGGAAAGAUCAUCGACAUGAGCCCAUAGACAAGAAAUUUUGAUUGAAUCUCUCUGGUAGAGAAUGUGAUAAGGGCACUAGGGCAGUAGGAAUGAAGAAAAAACAAAAACAAAAAAACAAACUUCAAAAAUGUUUACGCAUUAUGGGAGCAAAAUUUAAAUGUAAUACAAACACUGUUAAUAUUGUAAAGCGCUACGGAAUCUGUUGGCGCUAUAUAAAUGGCGAUAAUAAUAA